This is a messenger RNA of Bombus pyrosoma, 2423 nucleotides long. Its product is annotated as solute carrier family 35 member E1 homolog. Bases 177 to 1226 code for a protein of 349 amino acids. Gene Ontology annotation, molecular function: antiporter activity. The transcript has 3 exons. Lineage: Eukaryota; Metazoa; Arthropoda; Insecta; Hymenoptera; Apidae. Gene Ontology annotation, cellular component: Golgi apparatus. The record is from RefSeq and is a predicted model, not a curated record.
GAGAGGGGAAACUCAUUAGGAGGGAGAGAGAAAUGCCAGCUGUGGACGCUGUGGUUAAAUUCCAUCUGUGGCAGCGGCCGCAUAUACCGAUUAGUUGGGAGUAUUGUGUCAACCGGCUGCGUAAACGUAUGGAGUGAUCACUGAGAAGAUAUUAUAAGAGGAUCGUUCGCGCAAUCAUGGACGAUCGGCGGAACAGCCGCGAAGUGGUCACCAUAUUGUUCCUGUGCCUGCUCUGGUAUGGAAUCUCGAGUAGCAGUAACGUCGUCGGCAAGAUGCUGUUGUCGGAAUUUCCUUACCCGAUGACAGUAACCAUGGUCCAGUUAACCUCCAUCACCGUUUAUUCAGGCCCGUUCUUCAAUCUAUGGGGUGUUAGAAAAUAUUCCAAUGAUAUUCCCUGGGGAUACUAUCUACGGUUAAUCGUACCACUCGCCCUGGGCAAAUUCCUCGCGAACGUGUUCAGCCACGUCAGCAUUUGGAAAGUGCCCGUCUCUUACGCUCAUACUGUGAAGGCUACAAUGCCCUUCUUCACGGUAUUCCUCUCAAGAAUCAUACUGAAAGAAAAGCAGACUUGGAAAGUGUAUCUUAGCUUAGUCCCAAUCGUGGUAGGUGUGGCUGUAGCCACGCUUACAGAGCUCAGUUUUAAUAUGAUUGGCUUGUUGAGUGCCUUAGCAUCUACCAUGGCAUUCUCCUUGCAGAAUAUUUAUUCUAAAAAGGUGCUACACGACACAGGAAUACAUCACUUGAGGCUUCUACUCAUUUUGGGCCGCCUGGCACUGAUAUUAUUUUCACCUAUAUGGUUAUUAUACGAUCUGUGGAGGUUGAUAUACGAUCCAGUUACUGGAGAAUCUGCUGAUUUAAGUUACUAUAUAAUAUGCCUGUUACUACUAGAUGGUGUGCUGAACUGGUUGCAAAACAUCAUCGCGUUUUCUGUACUGUCUAUCGUUACCCCUUUAACUUAUGCAGUGGCCAGCGCGAGUAAACGUAUAUUCGUAAUCGCGGUAACUUUGUUCGUGCUUGGGAACCCAGUGACGUGGUUAAACAUAUUCGGUAUGACGUUGGCCAUACUCGGUGUGUUGUGCUACAAUAAAGCGAAGUACGAUCAGAGAAUAGAGAAAGAGAGUCGAACAGCGCUUCCGAAGUAUUAUGAUAAAGACCGUAACGGUAGUAAUAGUUCCUUUAUGGUAAAUGGAUGGACUGGAAAGAAGCAUCAAUUGCUUGCAGUCUAGUCUGAGUUAUAUUCGACUCAUUUUAUAUUUGACAAGUUCAUAUGAGUUUUUUCUGUUGAUAUAUGGUAUCUCAGUUAUAGUGAUUCAGAUAUUUACAUGGGAAUUAUAAAGGGAAGAUAUAGCAUUCUAGUUAAAACAAUAUACACGGAUCAAAACUCAUAUGAUGACAAAAAUAUUUAUAUACACGUACAUAUUUUAUUAGUAUUAUUCUGCACAAAAGAGCAAUUCUUUUAGUACUCAAAGCUGAUUGCCUUUUUUGUUCAUUUUAGGGAUUAUUUUAACUCCUUGCCGUACGAUUUAAGUUUCCAAUGCGGCUAAGAACAAAAUGUGUUUGUUGUAUGUAGCCCGAAGAACGUAUGUUUCAUGCUCGUUUUAUUUAUGAUUGGUUCCACGUGUUCUUCAUGUUUGGCCCGAAGGAGGUACCACGAGUCUAACUCGAUGUUGUAGGUUAAGGGAUUAAGAUGAUUUUACGUUUAUGUUAUCUUGCUUCUCACAGGCGAAUAGACUUGCUGGCAAGGUGGGACUAUAUAAUUCGCGAAAUUGUUAGCGUUCAUAGCUAAUUGCUGGGUCAAUUAGCCUUUAAGAUCGAUUACAUUCCCCUGUCGCGAAAACAAUGGUGAAUGGAUAGAAAUCGGAUUUCAACUGCAUCGAUUGAUAUCGAGCGAUAUUCAUAUACUAUCGAUUAGGUUUCAAAUUCAAUACCUUCUUCCAGCUAGCUCAGGUGUUGUGGUUGAAUAUCAUCAGCUCCUUAGGUUGUUAUAGCACUUUAACCCUCUAUGAAAAUUUGUCUUGAUAAUACUCCCAGUAGACUUUCGCUUGUAUGGACUAUUACCACCGAAAUAAUAUUUUUUCUAUGUACCGCCCAUAUUAAUGUAUGAAGUUUAGAAGUAUAAUUGGCGGAACGAAUACAGUAAGGUCUUAAAAAUUGGACUGCUCCUUUUUGGAUGCUAACUUAAUUUAGAUUCUCUAAUUACAGUCGUUAAAACCGCGUAGUGCCUUAUUAUAUUAAUUCCAGCAAUUAUACCUCCUUCUAGAAACUCUAGAAAUAAUUCGUGGAGGGUUAAAUAAGUGUCACGUUGACGUUCUUCAAGCGUGUGUUCAGAUAUGGUAUGCGUGAAUUGUAUGCAGGAGAUGUUCUAGCUGAAAGCAAUCUAUACAUUUAUUUUUAUAAAUAAAAUACAGGUGUGUAUAAAAAUA